UCAUGUAGGCCUAGAUCUAGGAAGACGGAGUUGGCAUAACAUUUCAUUUUGGGGAAAAGAGCUGGGAACGCUUAAAAAAUGCCGAUAUCCAGCUCUCGACGUCGUCUGACAAGCCCGUUUGUUGGCCCAUCGGCAAGUAGCACAUCAUCGUUGUUGAACACAACUUCCAACACACAAAUUGUACGUUCGGGAGACGAAGAGGGCGUCACAUCAGAUAACGGACUGGAAACAUUGAAGAAGAAACGAGGAAGAGUGAAUACGAACAGCAUUACAUUCCCAAUCUUGGCUCGAAUUCGACCGUCAGUUCGGAAAGACUUCAACGUCAAUCAUGGCACACCUCAGUCCAAACCUCGCCGCAGAGGGCGCACCACCCCUCUGACAACACCGACACCCAGCAACACCGCAGCCCGUCGACUGCAACACGGUGAUCAACGGUUGACGAUGGGCAAGGACCAGUUUGCUCUGAAGAAGAUUCGAUUUUUCAACGCCCCACCAAAGCCUGCACCGCUAACACUGUGCUUCUCCUACCCGGGAUACGAUCUGAUCCAUCGGGAUGUGCUGGAUGGCAUCAAGAAAAGGAGGCCCAUUGAAGUCAAGAGGAUCAAGAGCAUUCAGUUCGUCGAUAUGAAUGUCGUUUUAGGAGCAGCGGGAGUCGAUAAUAGAUGGUUAAUAACACUAAAAGAUCAUGAUGCCCGCUAUAAGCUCUUCCGAGACGGACUAUCUAUCAAGGGCGAACGAGUCUUUCUCAGACGGUACGACGAUGUCAACUUCGAAGAUUACCGGGACUACUUGAGGCGGAAGAAUACUUUGCAAAGUGAUGCGCACACCGCUGUGCAGAGACUCUUAUCUCUCUGAAUGUAUUUUUUGUUGGUACAAUAAUGAAAUUAAGAAUGAAAAAAAAAAUAGACCACCCUUUUGUCUCUACUGGCGUACGAGCGAGGUGGAAAAAAUCAAAAUAUUCAAAUGCAGUGUACAAUUAUAUUAAAUUCAAAAUUAGAAUAAAAAUGGAAAAUGCCUCAGACAUGGGGCUCCUGCCGUCUCAUCGCCUCACACCUUAUUGCCUGACACGCGGGGUGAUAGGAUAUUGGUACCGAAAUGCCCAAGUGUGUGGGUGUGAGAGAGAGGGGGUGGGGUAUUUGGGAGACGGAUCGCCUUUAUGCUUUCCCAACGGCUAUGAUAUUCGUUGUUUUUAUGUCUUUCGGCCCACGAACCUCUGUUUUGAGUGCCCAGCACAAAAAUGUGACGGCUUUUUGACAGUUACUAAAUAAAUUUCACAAUAUUUUAAUUUUAAAUUUCAUAUACGAUUUAUUGCAUUAGUACAAACGUUAUAUUAUACCAAUAAGAUCAAUCGAUAAGAACAAUCGUAAAACACAGAAAAUAGUUAUUGCUCUAAGAAGUCCAGCACAAUAAUGUGACGGCUUUUUGACAGUGACUU
Messenger RNA from Lytechinus variegatus (green sea urchin), 1435 nucleotides. RefSeq lists its product as uncharacterized. Lineage: Eukaryota; Metazoa; Echinodermata; Echinoidea; Temnopleuroida; Toxopneustidae. The transcript is spliced from 3 exons. Bases 79 to 855 code for a protein of 258 amino acids. The record is from RefSeq and is a predicted model, not a curated record.